UGUUAUGGGUUGCCGCAUUGUUCGAGACAGUGAGACACGAGAAACGGUUGCCUCUCUGGAUGUGGUCAGCGCCGUGUCGCUUUGAAGAUCCUCCUGAAAUCCUUUUCAAACCCCGUGAGUUGUCCUGUUGCUGUUGCUAUAGGGCAACUCAAGGGGUUCGAAAGUGAGUUUGGUUUGGAAGGACCCAAGUGUGGCUGUUGAUCGGGCUUUUGCUCUUGGGAGGAAGCCUGGAAGGAAGGGUGCGCUGGCUGGGAGUGCCGCCCGCAAGUUUUGUCUGCGCGUGCAGAGGGGGAGGAAUUUCUCUUCUGAUGUUUUCUCUUUGUAUUUCCUCUGGACAGUGACCAGAAGCAGCAGGAGCAAUGGAGAUGCAGUCCUACUACACCAAGCUCCUGGGGGAGCUCAAUGAGCAACGGAAGAGGGACUUUUUCUGCGACUGCAGCAUUAUUGUGGAAGGCAGGAUCUUCAAAGCACACAAGAACAUUUUGUUUGCCAACAGUGGCUACUUCCGAGCCUUACUGAUUCACUACAUUCAAGACAGCGGACGACACAGCACUGCUUCUUUGGACAUUGUUACUUCAGAGGCCUUCUCCAUCAUCUUAGAUUUCCUUUAUUCAGGGAAGCUGGACCUCUGUGGGGAAAAUGUUAUCGAGGUCAUGUCUGCAGCUAGCUACCUGCAGAUGACUGAUGUGGUUAACUUCUGCAAAACGUACAUCAGGUCAUCUCUAGAUAUCUGCAGGAAAAUAGAGAGAGAAGCUGCUUUCUAUCAGGCUGAUAGUGGAAGCUCCAGUUCUGCCAGAGAAGGCACCUCUUAUGGUACAAAGAACCAGUGCUCGGCCUCCGUCUCUUCUCUGCAAGAAAAGGAAAGGCUUUCAGAUUGUCAGAGAGAUCCUCCCUGCGGUGAAUGCAGCAGCUGCCACCCCUUGGAACUUGUGGUGAGAGACCCCGUGAGCAGCGACUCCCCUGACGACCUUAAUUCUUCGCUGCCCAAAGGGGUGGAACCCAAAGUAGAGUUUGACUCGGAUGAAGUGGAAGUGGAAGUGAGUGAACGACUACAGCAGUAUCCAACUCCACUGUCUCUUGAGCAGAUGGAAGAGGGGCUGCACAGCGGUCAGGCCGUGGAUCUGGCCUGCAAUAACUAUCAUAUGAAGCAGUUCCUGGAGGCCCUGCUGCGCAAUAGCACCGCUCAGAGAAAAGACGAUGUAGUCCAUCACUUUGUUCGGGGUUUUGAGGGUAGGCCAGAGGAUGCAGGGGUGGCCAUGAGUUCCAUGAUGGACAUUCACAGCGACUGGUACGGUGAGGAUACAGGUGAUGUGUUAGUUGUGCCAAUCAAGCUCCACAAAUGCCCAUUCUGUCCCUACACGGCUAAGCAGAAGGGAAUACUAAAACGGCACAUCCGCUCCCACACAGGCGAAAGACCCUAUCCCUGUGAGACGUGUGGCAAGCGCUUCACCCGGCAGGAGCACCUUCGGAGUCAUGCUCUGAGUGUGCAUCGAUCAAAUAAGCCAAUUAUCUGCAAAGGUUGCAGAAGAACGUUUACAAGUAGCCUGUCACAGGGAUUACGACGCUUUGGCUUGUGUGACAGCUGCACUUGUGUAACCACUACACAUGAGGAUUCCAUGCCUAUUAACCUCAGUUUGAUGGAACCAUCAUCAGAAAGUCAAGAAAAGGGUGAUACGGACAAUGACUGGCCCAUAUACGUGGAAUCUGGUGAGGAAAAUGAUCCAGCUGAUGAUGACGAUGGUGAUGGUGAUGAUAAACAAGAAAUCCACAGGAGUUUAUCAGACCGGGAGGCACUUAUGUAGCAACAAAAGGAAGGUGGAAGGGUUUAAAGCAUCAUCUCCGAGAUUUGUCAUUUUGCAGCAGAAAACUGCAGAUUUAUGCAGUUCUUUCAAGUGUUUUAUUAGCAGAUUCCAUUUCUGAUAAAACACAAGAGAAGAAUUUAAUUUUGGAUUUUUUUUUAAGGUUCCAGUGCUGUGCACUAGCAUUCUGAGGGAAAUUUCCUGUCCUGGCUAAACAGAGGCUGGGUUCCUUGCAGUCUCCACUUGUGCUUCUACAGCCUGGCUUUGAGGGAAAGAACAUUUUUUUUUUUUAUAGAUGAAAUAUCUCCAUGUUCGUUUGAUACUAAGUUUCCUCCCAUAAUGCUGCCACAGCCCCCACUGCUGAUCUCAAAGGGGAGGCAUCAUCUAGGAAAAAAAAUACAUUUCAUCAUUAACUUUAGACUUCUCUAAACUACUUUACCAUCUUCCCAGCUCAGUUCUGACAGUCCUAUAUGUAGAUCCUACUAGUUUAUUUAACCUAAAGUUUAGAAUAGUAUUUGAGCUGGAAAGCAGGAUAAACAACCAAGAUAACAAGACCUGUGCUACAGAAGGAAGUAUAUUCAGGAAAGAAUCUUCACAUAUGCUUAUUUACAUGUGCUUCAGAGAGCAAGCUAAUUUUCUGGGCAGCUUUUCUUUCGCUGCAUCUCCUUGCUGGGGAGCAACAGAACUUGAGCUGUGGAUCUUCAAGUCUGUCUUGAAUGCUAUUAGAUUUGGAUUAAAAACUAUCAAGAGUGACUCACAAUCAUGGAAAAUAUCAUAUCAUCUAACAAGCACUGGUCUCAAGCAAGAUUAAGUGCACUAUCUUCCUGUUUUCAUCCUUUUAAAGUAGAAGUUAUGACCUUAGUAGACUAGAAAUGUGGUAACUUCCAGAAUUCCAGUUAUAGUAGUUUAAAUAAUUAGAUCUGUUGCUGAUAUAACUAAGGGGCAAUUCCAAAGAAAAAUCUGAACUACACAUUAAAUAUUCCUGUAAACCACACUUAAAGCAGUCAAGCAAAUAUCCAUGUGAAAUAUGCUAUAGCAUCCCCAUAUGCAAAUCCUUUUCUUUUCCGUGUGUGUGUGAGAGUUUUUUUUUCCUUCUUAGUCUUUGGUGAUUGCCAUGAUGGUUUACAUUGUCUACUGAAUUCAUCCAAGUGCUCGCUCAAAUUCCAACUUGGACCCUGCAUUCUCCCUGUGGGAUAGGUGCAAAUUGGUUUGUGAAGGUGAUGAGGUCACUGUAUUCAGUUUACCUCUCCAGUAGUGAAUUACUAUAAGCUGUAGAAAUUAAGCUGGGAAACUCAGGUUGGGGGGAGCUCAUGGAUAAGCUACUUCUAAACUUACUACUAGUGAGGAGACAAUGUUGGAGGAUUCCAUGAAGUGAAAGUGCAUGUUCUACAUAGAUGGCCCUUUCUUACUAUCUUGUUCAUAAGUGUUUAGUGAAAAGGUAUAUUGUAUAGGAGUUUCAUUCUGGAUCAAAUGUUAGAACAGAAGAUUGAAGCCAGAUGUCAGUGUUAAAAAAAGAUCGUCUUGCUUAAAGAAAAUGUUAGUUUUAUAUUUUGAGGGAAGACAUUGCAUUGGGAAAAACUAAAUGGAACAUUUUUAUAAAAAAGCAGCUAAUUUAACCAGUUAUUUUCUGUAUACCUUGUGCUUUUAUUUCAAAGAUUGAAUAAGAACAUUGUACCCUGCAAUUCAGCUUCUCUAUCUGCUCCAUCCUAUAGUGAAGCAGUAAUUCUGUUAUGUCACACUUUAUUUUGAACAGAAGUGAUUAUGGUAUCACAAAUGUAGCAUUAUAACUUCAUUGCAAAAUCAAGUAGGAUGAGGAAAGAAAGAAAAUGCUUUUGUUUAAACAGGUCACUUUAAUUAUUUAGUGAAGUAGUGAGAAAUUAAAAAAAUAAGUGAAAGAUAAAUAGAUCUAUUUGAUAAAUCUCCCCAGAAUCAACAUUUCUUUAAACGCUACCUUCUCUGCCUGUGUGCGCAUCUCUGUCUGGGUUUAUGUUGUCUGAUUUUAAAUUGAGUGGUGCAAAAUACUAAAGGGAUGUUGUUUGUAAACAGACUUUGUUACAAAUCCUCCUAAAUAAUUAUUUCAAAUAAUUUGUAAAUUGAUGUUAGAGAUAUCUGAACAGAUAUAUCACAGUUGUACCGAGAAGACGAUUAGUACUAGGCUAGAUUUUUCAAAAGAACUUGUCACCCAGCAGACACUUAAAUAAAGCAGCGAGAUUUUCAAAAGCAUCCUAAACGGUUUCUAUUAGGUGCCUUUAUGGGAUCUAAGCUCUUUUGAAAAUCCUACUCUAUUUUUAGGUGCCGAGCACUUUUGAGACUCUCACCCUCCAGGUGGGUUUUUAAAUCACUUAAGUCACUUUUGAAAAUUCUGCCUAUAGUCCUAUAGGGUUUAUCUCUAACUACUUCUUUAUUUCUGCUUAGUCAACCCAGCUUCAUAGUGGUAUUUUCUGAGAUUUCAUUGUCAGAUAGGGGAAGGACUUUUAUAUGUGGAGAUGUUUGAAAAGAAAUCCUCAUAUGUAGGACUGUUGAGGGCUAUAUUGUAUAAUGAAUGUGGGAUAGGAAUGUAAAUAGUGACUCUAACUAACCUUUAAUGAAUAGGCAAGCUGUUCUUUAUGGUCAGUCUGACAGAGAGAUGCCACCUUCUUGUAAAUAUUUUAGAGGCCAUUAGACUUGGAAUAUCAGUUGAAUAUGGUACUGGCUAGUGAGCUAUGAUUGAGCUUUAUGGUGAUUAAGCUAAUCAAAGAAAGCUGCAUAGCUAUGGUGAGACAUGUACUAGUGAACUCUGAAAUUGUGAAGACCUCCAGAGGAGGGAAUUCAUUGCUCUUGUGAAGGUCUGUAUGUCCAAAUUUAAGAGGUGACCUUCAACAGUUCUAUUUCAGCCUGUUUUCUUUGGUCUUAGAGAUUUUUCUUGUGUGUCUCGUGCAUAGAGAAUGGACCUGUAUUAACUUUUGUGUAAUGUGGGGGGAAAGGGGGUGGGUGGGAAAGACAUUCAAUUCACAUACCAUUUGAAAGUAACCACCAAAAUUGCUAUUUCCUGUUCUGUCAUAUUGUGCUGCUUUGUUUUUCAGUGGGCCUUGCUUCAGCCUUUGUAUUUAGUAGAAAAAGAUGUACUUUAUUCACUUUCUUGUGAUAGAUGUUCAUGUAAAUCUGUUUUCUGUGCUUCCCACCCAGUACCAUGAUGUUUCCCUGAAACCUUCCUUUGAGAAUUCAGCCUUUGCAAGCUUUGAGGAAAUGAUCUAUCUGUUCUAAAAGAAUAUUCAUAUGGUGCUUAAUGAAGACUCAAACGACUGUUUUUAGGUGUCUAGUUUCUAAUGUGAUCUUUUUUCUCUCAAAGUUUUUAAAAGGUCAUGGAAACUACAUAUCUUAAACUUUUUCAUAAUUCCUGAUGUAUUCCUGUAAUUCCUGAUCCAUUCCUGAUCUUUGUUCAGGAAUGGAUAUCUUAAUUUAUUUCUGCACGUAAUUGCACUGUUUCUCACUGAAGAAAUGCAUGCUGUGGUGAUAUCAAUAGUGCAUUUCACUUCCUGGUGCAAGACCUGAUUUAACCUUAAAAAUAGUAAUCUUCCAAAAUUGAAUAACUUUGUUUGAUACUUGAAAAGCAAUUUGAUAGCUGGAGUCUGAACCUAGUCUACCUUUUAAUUAACCCAAACUCCUGUAAGAUGAACCUUGUUUACAUAAGCGAGCUUACUACAUUAUUGGAUACUGGAGCAAUCUAAAAGUUAUUGGCCCUUUCUAGAAAUAAACCUAUUUGAGGUAGUGAUUCUUGUAUUUUACAAAACAUACACAAAUUGACUGCAUAAAUUGUUGAAAUUUCAAGUUAAGGCUUUUACUUCAUUUUUAGUUUCUGGAAAUUCAAUCCAUUUGUUGCUGAAAAUGGACAAUGUGUAAAUAAAAAUCCAGUUUUUAGUGGGAAGCAAAUAAAAGUCUAAUCAGUAUCAAAAAUAUAAUCAGGUAUUACUCCUAACUGAAUUUCCUUACCUAUUUUUAUGGUUUUGGUAUCAUUCUUUUUUUCUGUCUUUUCCCCUCCCCUGUGGCAGUAUGAGGAGUGGGCAGCAUGCUGCCAAGAAAGCACUGAAACUGGCUACACGGAAAAUGGUGUCAUAUGCAUAUCAUAAACUUGGAGAGAGAAAGAGAGAUUUUUUUUCCCUUUAUCUCCUCCAGUGGUGACAAACUUGUAUGUUACAAAAAUAACAGCAGUACAUUUAAGAAAAUCCAAAACAAGUAUUAUUUUAAAUGUGUUUAUGUUAAGUGAACAGUUAAGAAAUACACUUUACUUUUCGCUAGUUUUCUUUUUGCAUUUCUUCCAUGUCAGGAAUGAAUGUGUUAUAUUAUGGGUCCUAAUGCUACAGCAUUGGAGUUUCAAACAUCACAUAGGAAUUGUGCACAUUUUUAAAUGAACCAUUAUCAUUUGCUAACAGGUGGAAACAUAUUUGUUGGCUAUACACUGUGCAAAAGUUUGUCUGUCUUCACAGGACUAAAAUUUGGGGUUAAACCUAAAAGUUGAUAAUAUACUUCUGCACUAUGGCAUGCAUAAUUUUAUUUUGUGGGUUGUUUUCCUUCUUCACCUUUCUAGAAAGUGGAAAGCACAAUAUAAUGCAGUAUGAACAAUACAAAUAAGUUCAGUGAUUGAUUGAGGUUUCAGUUCUGGAACUUUCAAGUUUAGACUUUCUAUGUGUGCGGAAUUGUUAAAAAUCUUUUAAAGACUUCAGCUGUUCUUAAAUGAAAAUUGGUAGUUAAGGAAAUGUAGUCAUGAUCCUGUCACUGGCUCUCCCAUGUACAGAUUGUAGUAGGAUUCAGGCCACCACUAUGGUGGUGGUGUUACUAUUGCCAAGGCAAACUUGAACAUUCUUUAGUUAGGAAGGCUCCUGACAAUGACUAAAGCAAGUACUGCUCUUUUAAAUUAAACUUCUAUUUUAAAUCAGUGUAAGCAUGGUCACAAAUUAAAUAUGACAGUUACAUUACAUAGUUAUUUAAACACCAUCCCAAAAUAGAGAAGCAGUAUUCUACAUUCAAAACUAUAGACCUGCAAAAACAUUUGCAGAACAGUUUCAAUUUAAAAUUAGAAUUACCAAAAUAUGUGAGUUUAGGUUUCUUACAUACCUGUAGCUAAUAGUCCUAUAAAGACUUAAAUACAUACUUGAUUGAGUGGCUGUAUGCAACAUGGAACUAAUCAUGCAUGAAGUUAAGCAUGAUUUUAUUUUAUUUUAUUUUAUUUUAUUUUUUUGGAACACUAGGGGCCAGAUCAGAAAUAGUCUUUCAGGUAUUUUUGAACAGUAAGAUUUAGUUUGUAUUGAAAUUUCAGUUACUUAUGUACCUCUGAAACUGAAGUUUAUUAUGUGAAUGCUAAGUUAAUGUUGGUGUCAUUGAUUGUGCCAAUAAUAUUCUAAUUAUUUUAUUACUGUUUGAGCCCAAAUAACUAAUAAUGAGGGAGACGAAAUCUCCCAUAUACUGUUCAAAUAGAAAUGUUAGAUUGUUUGCUUUAGAAAUGCUCUAUUUUUAUAUAUUUUUUUAAGUUUUAUUGUUGGAGCAGGUAGAUAAUGUUGCAUCUUUUACUGGAUCAACAAAUAAUUUAGAAUAUUUCCAUUUUGGGGACUCAUUAGCUUCUGUAUUAAACUGAGAGACUGUUAAACCAACCAAAAGUUAAGCCAGCACCUAAUAUCAGAAGCUGUUUGGCCUGAAAGCACCUAUAUUUGAUCCAGCAAGUACCUUGUAAGGUCUUCAAGGCAUGGGUCUCAAAGUCAAUAUACGGUUUAUUUUUAUGGAGCCCAAUAUGAAAUCAGAAUUAUACACUUUAGUGUACUUGCUGAUCCAGUAAAGGCUGUUUUCUGCCUUUCCACUUUUGAAGGCCAGCAUGACAACAAGUAUUUUUUGAAUAUUAGGGUUCAAUCAACUUCUUGAAACAGAUGAGUUGGUUAACUAAACCAAAUCUUCCUGAUGUAUGACAGUAAUAAAUAUGAAGCAUGCUUAGUUACAAAAGAUAAGCAAACAAAUGUGCAGGAAGUUCCUCAGUUAUCCCUACUUCUUCUGUAAGUCUCCAACUUCUGUUAUAUUUUCACUGUUUUAAAUAGUACUUUCAGUUGAAUAAACAGUUAAAAACAGGAGAGAAAUGUGACUCUUUAAAAAUGCCUUGGUAUUUUUAUUAUUACGUAACAGCAAGGUAAGAUACAGUUUUUAAAAAAUGAAAUACUAAGGCAACCCUUUCUCUUGAGGAGAGGGAGGGAACUGACAUCUAAUCGAUUAUCCCCUGGUUCCAUAAGCAUUGAGGGACAAUAGUUUUAUGUGGAACACUAGUCUCACUGUGCAACUCUAACAGUAGGAUCUUUUCAGUGUCUGACAAAAGAUUACUGCCCAGUAUUUAAACCUUUCAUUGUGCAAUAGGAGAAGUGCUAGCCAGGCAGACCUUUGGAGAUCUUAAUACUGGAAAUGUUCCAGUGGUCACCAAUGGGAAAGCAGCACUGACAUUUUAUCAUUAGCUGAUAGGUUUCCAAGUGUAUUUGUCCCUCUGAUACUGGUGUGUGUGUGUGUGUGUGUGUGUGUGUGUGUGUCAGGGUGGCUGAUUUAAAAGUUAAUUAAACCAAAGUUUAAAAUUUGUGUAUACCACCAACAUAUAGCAGCAAUUUACCCUUUUUAAGGGGUGGGAAACAAAUCUUUAAGUGCUUUUUUGUAACUUUUGUAACUUUUGCUUUUCUACAGUGGUGCAUUUCUGAAUUUGUCUUUAUUGUAUGUUAAAUUGUAUAUGUAUUAUAUGUUUAUAUUGUUGUAUGUAGUCCAGUUCUUUUAUAGUUAAAGAACAGAAAACUCAAAUAUCUAACAAUAAAAAAUGUGGCAUGUUUUUA
This is a messenger RNA of Gavialis gangeticus (Gharial), 8626 nucleotides long. It is a transcript of the gene ZBTB8B, whose product is annotated as zinc finger and BTB domain containing 8B. Gene Ontology annotation, molecular function: RNA polymerase II cis-regulatory region sequence-specific DNA binding; protein binding; DNA-binding transcription factor activity, RNA polymerase II-specific. The record is from RefSeq and is a predicted model, not a curated record. Gene Ontology annotation, biological process: regulation of transcription by RNA polymerase II. Bases 360 to 1802 code for a protein of 480 amino acids. The transcript has 3 exons. NCBI's taxonomy places the organism in Eukaryota, Metazoa, Chordata, Crocodylia, Gavialidae.